Vigna angularis (adzuki bean) is the source of this 1545-nucleotide messenger RNA. Its product is annotated as syntaxin-31. The transcript has 5 exons. Bases 85 to 1095 code for a protein of 336 amino acids. The record is from RefSeq and is a predicted model, not a curated record. Lineage: Eukaryota; Viridiplantae; Streptophyta; Magnoliopsida; Fabales; Fabaceae. Gene Ontology annotation, biological process: intracellular protein transport; endoplasmic reticulum to Golgi vesicle-mediated transport; vesicle fusion. Gene Ontology annotation, molecular function: SNAP receptor activity; SNARE binding. Gene Ontology annotation, cellular component: Golgi membrane; SNARE complex; endomembrane system.
UGAAAGGCUUAAGUUAGUUGGGGCGUCCCCUGAAAUGAAAUCCUUCAUGAGAUCUUGGAAUUGGAACGAACGUACGUGUCUCCGAUGGCUUCCUCUUACCGUGACCGCACCUCGGAGUUCCGGUUACUGUCGGAGACUCUGAAGAAGAUCGAAGGAGGGACCUCACCUUCGGUUCAACCCGAGAUUGCUUCUUCCACCUCUCACGAUUCCUAUUCAAGAUCUGAAUUCAACCGAAAGGCCUCACGAAUCGGGUUGGGGAUAAAUGAAACCUCACAGAAGGUGGCGAGGCUCGCGCAGCUGGCGAGGAGGUCGUCCAUGUUCAACGAUCCGGCCGUGGAGAUUCAGGAGCUGACUGUGCUGAUUAAGAACGAGAUCACGGCGCUCAAUUCGGCUCUCUCCGAUUUGCAAGCCAUUCAGAACAUGGACAUGGCUGAUGGAAGUUACUCGCAGGAUAGGAUUGUGCAUUCAACCGCGGUUUGUGAUGACUUGAAGAGCAAACUUAUGGGAGCCACGAAGCAUCUUCAAGAUGUCUUAACUGCUAGGACAGAGAAUAUCAAGGCUCACGAGAGCAGGAAGCAGAUUUUUUCCAAGAAUGCAUCAAGGGAGAACCCUUUCCAGCAUCAACCAAAGCCAGCUACUGAGCCGCCUCCUUGGUCAAAUUCAUCGAAUGCAUAUGACAAUCUGCAACAAGAAUCGGUAUUACCAUCAAAUGGAGCUCCUGUUAGCAAUCAACUAAGACGAAGGUUGGCAGUGGACAACACUCCAACUCAGCAAAUGGAAAUGUCUAUGGUGCAGCAGGUUGUUCCUCGGCAAGAAAACUACACUCAAAGUAGGUCAACUGCUCUGCACAAUGUGGAGUCUACCAUCACAGAACUUAGUGGGAUUUUCUCGCAUUUGGCUACAAUGGUUGCCCAUCAAGGGGAGCUUGCUAUCAGGAUUGAUGACAACAUGGAUGAGUCAUUGGCGAAUGUUGAAGGAGCUCACAGCUCUUUAUUGAGGCAUCUCAACCGAAUAUCAUCAAAUAGGUGGCUUCUAAUAAAGAUAUUUGCCGUUCUGAUACUUUUCCUCUUGAUCUUCAUAUUCUUUGUGGCCUAAUAUACUUACAUGUGCUAAUCAUGGAAGUUUUACUUCACGGCUUGGGUUUGUCUUCGUUCUUCCGUGGAGACAAAAUAACAACAGCAGCAAAGUGUGCGGAUGUAUUCUAUUUGCAUGUAAAUAGAGCUCCGUUAUCUGUAAACUUUUUUCAUUCCCAUAUUCUUUGAUGUUAUUAUAGGUGUUAUUAAAAUUUCGUUCCUCGUGGACGCCCCAAAUUAAGCAGAUUGAGUAAGAAAUAUACGAGUGUUUGGCAACUGAUGUAAGAUUCGCAAUAAUUUUUUUUUUAAAGUGAGGGAUUUUAUAAGAUGCAAUUAAGAGGGAGAAAGAAAAUAUCCCGUUUCUAGAUACCGUAUAGGACGAGUUAUGGUAGCAUACCAGAAGUCUUUGUUCAAUUACCUGACAAUGUAAACCCUUUGAUAUUGUAAUAUCAUAAUUGAUUUUGUUCUUAAA